Messenger RNA from Pseudophryne corroboree (corroboree frog), 2347 nucleotides. It is a transcript of the gene SPAG6, whose product is annotated as sperm associated antigen 6. Gene Ontology annotation, biological process: filopodium assembly; sperm axoneme assembly; epithelial cilium movement involved in extracellular fluid movement. NCBI's taxonomy places the organism in Eukaryota, Metazoa, Chordata, Amphibia, Anura, Myobatrachidae. Bases 290 to 1816 code for a protein of 508 amino acids. The record is from RefSeq and is a predicted model, not a curated record. Gene Ontology annotation, molecular function: microtubule binding. The transcript is spliced from 11 exons. Gene Ontology annotation, cellular component: axoneme; sperm principal piece; microtubule cytoskeleton.
GGCCUUGAGGCUUUGGAACGGCCCACUUGACGCUCAGUGUGGGGGGUGGGGAGAUGCCAUGGUUUGAACCGCGCUGACGUCACGGGGGCCGGCGCUACACGUGUCGUCUCCUCUUCUAGCACCGCCCACCAAAAGCCCGUGCACUUCGGAGCGCCUGCUUCCGCCGUGGUCUCCAUGGAGACGGGUACACUGUGUUGAGCCCUGGAGACCAAGCGGCACAGCAGCUUCCACACGCAGAGCGAGAAGAGCUGCAGCCACUCACACUCACCCACUGACACUUACUGCAGCCAUGAGCCAGAGGCAGGUCCUGCAAGUUUUCGAGCAGUAUCAGCGAGCACGAACUCAGUUUGUGCAAACCGUGGCUGAGCUCGCCACUCGACCUCAGAACAUUGAAACUCUACAGAAUGCAGGCGUAAUGUCUUUGCUGCGGCCCCUUCUCUUGGAUGUUGUCCCAACUAUCCAGCAGACCUCUGCUUUGGCUCUUGGGAGGCUCGCCAAUUAUAAUGAUGAUCUGGCAGAAGCAGUUGUUAAAGGAGACAUCCUUCCCCAGCUUGUAUAUUCUCUGGCCGAGCAGAAUCGCUUCUAUAAAAAAGCUGCAGCUUUUGUCCUCCGAGCAGUUGCCAAGCAUUCUCCUCAGUUAGCUCAGUCAAUAGUGGAUUGUGGAGCCGUGGAUACACUGGUGAUUUGCCUGGAAGACUUUGACCCAGGGGUAAAGGAAGCUGCUGCCUGGGCUCUUGGUUAUAUUGCAAGACAUAAUGCAGAACUGUCACAAGCUGUGGUGGAUGCAGGAGCUGUUCCCCUCCUAGUGCUGUGUAUCCAGGAGCCAGAGAUCGCUUUGAAAAGGAUUGCAGCUUCAGCCUUGAGUGAUCUAUCAAAGCAUUCUCCGGAGCUAGCUCAGACAGUUGUGGACGCAGGGGCAAUUGCCCACUUAGCCCAGAUGAUUCUCAAUCCAGAUGCUAAACUAAAGCGACAAGUGCUUUCUGCGCUAAGUCAGAUUGCAAAGCAUUCGGUGGAUUUAGCAGAAAUGGUGGUAGAAGCUGAAAUCUUCCCCGUUGUCCUGACAUGCCUCAAGGACCCCGACGAAUACGUCAAGAAAAAUUCAGCCACUCUAAUCCGCGAAAUUGCAAGACACACACCAGAGCUGUCUCAGCUCAUAGUGAAUGCAGGAGGAGUGGCUGCUGUCAUAGACUGCAUUGGGAACUGCAUGGGGAAUGUGAGACUUCCUGGGAUCAUGAUGCUGGGUUAUGUCGCAGCUCAUUCUGAGAACCUGGCAAUGGCUGUCAUCAUCUCUAAGGGGGUCCCUCAAUUAGCCAUCUGCCUGUCAGAGGAAGCAGAGGAUCACAUCAAGGCAGCUGCUGCCUGGUCCCUGGGCCAGAUUGGGAGACACACUCCGGAACAUGCACGUGCUGUCGCUGUAGCAAAUGUACUGCCAAAGCUUCUCUCUCUGUACAUGGACACUGACAGCUCAGAGGACCUUCAAGUCAAGGCAAAGAAAGCUCUCAAAAACAUCUUGCAGAAAUGUACCCAUCUACCAGCCCUCGAGCCCUUGCUGCAUGACGCUCCACCCAAUAUACUCAAACACGUGGUUGGCCAGUUCAGCAAGGUUCUUCCACAUGACAGCAAAGCAAGGCGGCUCUUUGUAACAAGUGGUGGACUUAAAAAGAUUCAAGAGAUCUCGGCAGAUCCUGGCUCUCCGCUCCAAGAGUACAUCAACACCAUCAAUAAUUGUUACCCGGAGGAGAUUGUCAGAUAUUAUUCUCCUGGAUAUUCACAGACACUACUGGAGAGAGUGGAUCAUUACCAGCCAGUUGUUUAAUGACUUUGCUGCUUAGAUUUAAAUAUUUUUAUUUUGUUACAUAUGUUUAAAAAAAAAAUUCUUUAAAGCACUAUCAACAUUUUAUACUGCAUGUGACGUAAACAACAAUGUAAAAUAUAGACUAAGGGGCCCUACACACUGGCCGAGCUGCCCGACGGCGGAUACGGCCGACGAGCGACCCGGCGGCGGGGGGGCAGUGACGGGGGGAGUGAAGUUUCUUCACUCCCCCCGUCACGCGGCUGCAUUGAAGUGCAGGCAAAUAUGGACGAGAUCGUCCAUAUUGGCCUGCAUGCACAGCCGACGGGAGACCAGCGAUGAACGAGCGCGGGGCCGCGCAUCGUUCAUCGCAGGAGUCUCCACACUGAAAGAUAUGAACGAGUUCUCGUUCAUUUAUGAACGAGAUCGUUCAUAUCUUUCAGAAAAUCGGCCAGUGUGUAGGGCCUAUAACAACAUUUUAACUUGGUCAAGUCCAAAAACAGUAAAUAUUUGAUUUGUAACAAUAGACUUGUCAAAAAUAAAAUAAUAAAUAGA